AUGAGAGUCUUGGUUGUUUUAUUCCUCGCUACGACUACCGUAUCGGCCACCUAUUGUCCGAAUGGAGCGAUUGACUAUGGAGAUGUGGGAGAGUGUAUAUUGGCCGUGCCCGUCCCGUCGAUCUUCGACUUGGCGCAGACGACGUGCAAUGCCCUCGGCGGGCGUGUCGCCCAGAUUUAUAACGACGUCGAAAAUCUGCUCGCCGUGCUGACAGCUUGGGAUGUGGUCUCCACCGAUCAGCCGUUGAUCACCAUCGGGGUGAGGCUGCGCGACAACACGACCAGGGUGUACGCUGAUGGAACGCCGCUCAACUACGUCAAUUUUGCUUCCGGUGAUGAGUACGCGAAAAUCAGCGACUGCUCGGCGCUGAACAUCACCGACUUCAAGUGGUACGCCACGGAUUGCCAGACGGAGUUGCCCUUCUUGUGCACGAUGGGCGAUCAGAAUCAGAUUAGUUGCCCAAGUGGCUGGGUGCACAACGACAAAACGGACGCUUGCUACUAUGCACAGACAAUCUCUCCAAUGGGCCCGAUCGCCAGCUACACUCAAGCCCAGGCCGAGACCCUAUGCAAAUCGAUGGGCGCCCAUCUCGUCUCGAUUCACAGCGACCAGGAGGACAUCUUCAUCCGCAAUCUGAUCGCGACGAGUCGAAAGGAUAUUCUUUGCCACGACUGGGAGGUGGUCAUCGGCGCCUCGUGCAGUAAUGCCACCGGGAAGACGUGGACCGACGGGAGUGCCUUUGAUUUUGACUUGACGAAGGGGAGCUGCAGCGGGACAUAUGCGAUGAUGAACGACCAGCACUGCGUGGCCUAUCUCCAAACCCGAUGGGAUGACUGGGACUCCACAUUCUCCUUCUCGCGCUUUGUCUGCAAAAAGCCGGCAAAU
Messenger RNA from Mesorhabditis spiculigera, 885 nucleotides. The record is from the annotation of a GenBank genome assembly. NCBI's taxonomy places the organism in Eukaryota, Metazoa, Nematoda, Chromadorea, Rhabditida, Rhabditidae.